Musa acuminata subsp. malaccensis (wild Malaysian banana) is the source of this 1176-nucleotide messenger RNA. Its product is annotated as multiple organellar RNA editing factor 5, chloroplastic/mitochondrial. Gene Ontology annotation, cellular component: mitochondrion. The record is from RefSeq and is a predicted model, not a curated record. Gene Ontology annotation, biological process: cytidine to uridine editing; mitochondrial mRNA modification. NCBI's taxonomy places the organism in Eukaryota, Viridiplantae, Streptophyta, Magnoliopsida, Zingiberales, Musaceae.
UAAUGUAUCAGUACGCGAUAUAAAAUAUCUCCCCCGAGGCAAAACCCUACCUCGUGGGAUUUUUGGUUCGUGUCCGCCUCCCGUGCUCUCAGUCCUCUCGUCCACCUCCGUUGCCAUGGCUGCCGCCGGCGUCUCCCGAUCUGCGAUAGCCAUACUUCGUCCCGCGCGCUAUCUCCUCUUGGGCUCCUCGUCCUCCGCGGCCGCCGCGGCCGCCGUAGCUCACCCAUUCGUGGGGCUCCGCGUUCUCCGCCCUUCUCCGGGCUUUCUUCGGCUGGCUUGGGUUGGGGCGGCCUCCCGCAUCGGUGCGAUCCGGUCCAUGGUCCGGCGGGCAGGCGACUCAUCCUACUCGCCUCUGAACUCCUCGCGGGGUGGUUCCGGGUUCAGCGACCGCCCGCCGACAGAGAUGGCGCCGCUGUUCCCCGGUUGCGACUACGAGCACUGGCUCAUCGUCAUGGAUAAGCCUGGGGGCGAAAGGGCCACCAAGCAGCAGAUGAUCGAUUGCUACGUUCAAACCCUAGCGAAGGUCGUCGGCGGCGAGGAAGAAGCAAAGAAGAAAAUUUACAACGUUUCUUGUGAGCGUUACUUUGGAUUUGGGUGUGAAAUCGAUGAGGAGACAUCCAACAAGCUCGAAGGUCUUCCUGGUGUUCUGUUUGUACUUCCGGAUUCCUAUGUUGAUGCUGAGAACAAGGACUACGGAGCUGAGUUAUUUGCGAAUGGAGAAAUAGUUCAAAGACCUCCAGAGAGGCAGAGGAGGAUCGAUGCAGCGACCACCCAAAGAAACGAUAGAGAUAGACCCAGAUAUAACGACAGGACUCGUUAUGUCAGGCGAAGGGAGAGCCAACGAUGAGCUGGUGGUCUUUUCUGGUAGGUAUUAGGCUGGGCAAACAGUUGGAACUUAAACAAGCGAUUUUCUGCUCAUCUAUUGUUGUGUGAGAUACAAAACCAUGUGAUAACUUGAGCCGUGAAUUGCUUCUCGGUUUGUUUCGCAGUCAUCGUACGCUGAUGUUACUUUGGGUACUUUGAACUUUCAUGCCUGUGAGUUAUUUCACUGGCACUUUCGUAUUUUGAACUUUUUCCUUGUUAUAUCGCAAAUGCUACAUUCCUGCUGUGUUCUUGGCUUGUACUCGAAUCAGUUAAAGAUCAUUGUGAUCAUAUAAUACAACAGGCUCGGUUCGA